UCUCCUCUCCCAUAUUCCUCUCGCUCCUCUCCUCCGCUCUCCUCCCGCGUAUCCUGUUGUCUCCCCAAAACCAACCCACCUCCUCUCUCUCUCUCUCUCUCUCUCUCUCGCUGUCCCUCCCUUUGUUCAUCAUCCCAUCGCUUGCCCCUUUCUUUCUCCCCUCGCAGUCGUCCUCGUUCGCCGUGUCGCCGCUGAUACGUCACUCUCCGGGCGUGCUUCCGCUCCUCCACCGCCUCACAGGAACAUUUAUCAUGGGAAGUCAGUCUGAGAACGAGCCUUCGGAGUUCAUGACGAAGAUGAAGAAAACAGUUUUUGUGGAUAACGUAUCAGGACUAGUAACAGAUUCUAUGAUCAGAAAGGCUUUUGAGCAAUUUGGUACUGUUGUGAACAUAUCCUUCAUCCCGGAUUAUCUGGAACAAAAUAAUGCUUCUAAAUGCGUUCUUGUUGAGAUGGAAAACGAAAAGAAAGCUAAGAGUUUGUUGGUAGAGACAUCAAACCUUCCAUUUAUGUUGGGUGGGAUGCCCAGGCCAAUAAGAUGCCGAAUGGCAGAGCCAGAGAUGUUCAGCGAGCGGCCUCGGAAGUCAGACAGAAAAAUGACUUGCCGCUGGAUACAGCAUAAUGAUCCAGAUUUUGAAGUUGCAAAGCGAAUGAAGGAAGUUGUGAAAAAACAUGAAGCUGAAGCUUUUGCACUUCGUAAGGAAGCUGUGUGUUUGUUUAUGAUCUGUCCUGAUGAUGUGCUGGGCCUUUUUGCAGGCUCAGCUAGAAGAGGAGGUGAUGCUUGCCAAGAAGCAAGAGGAAACACUGAAGUCCAACUUCAAGAAGCUACAGAUGAUAGAUGGUGUAGUGGAUGACGGCACCAUUCACCGGCUGGCUGACCGCUAUGGCAUACAAAUAACAGAGGAUUGACUGCUAUAUCAUAUUGGUCUUUGAAUGUGCAUUACUUUCACAGAAGUAACCUUGAUGUAUAUGUUCACUGCCAAAUUUUGCUCUUGAUAUGAGGAUAGUCUCUUCCAUUUUCUCUUCCUUCCAUUUGUUGCUAAAUUUGUCAUAGUUUGAAAAAGAUUCUUGUAUAUAAAGUGCGUCUAUUAACAUUUGUUUCU
Messenger RNA from Nymphaea colorata (pocket water lily), 1100 nucleotides. RefSeq lists its product as uncharacterized. Gene Ontology annotation, molecular function: RNA binding. NCBI's taxonomy places the organism in Eukaryota, Viridiplantae, Streptophyta, Magnoliopsida, Nymphaeales, Nymphaeaceae. The transcript has 3 exons. The coding region runs from base 252 to 851 and encodes 199 amino acids. The record is from RefSeq and is a predicted model, not a curated record.